This is a messenger RNA of Drosophila simulans, 1973 nucleotides long. RefSeq names its product beta-1 adrenergic receptor (gene mAChR-C). Bases 766 to 1893 code for a protein of 375 amino acids. The record is from RefSeq and is a predicted model, not a curated record. The transcript has 2 exons. Gene Ontology annotation, molecular function: G protein-coupled receptor activity. Lineage: Eukaryota; Metazoa; Arthropoda; Insecta; Diptera; Drosophilidae. Gene Ontology annotation, biological process: adenylate cyclase-activating adrenergic receptor signaling pathway. Gene Ontology annotation, cellular component: membrane.
CUCUGUUCUGAUUCAUGGAAUCUAUAAUAUUUUAUCUCAAAGAUAAUUCAAAUAUGGGAUCAGAGGGUUGUACCUAUAUAUACUAUAUAUUCUCCCGAUUUCUACUUCUAAAAGAACCAAGAGUGGAUAACCAUGUCAAUCUCAAUAGUAUAGUGCUGGUCUCGGAUUUAGAACAAUCAUGAUGAUAUCACUAUUGACUUAUAGUUUCUUCGCUUUCAUCGAGGAAGUGCAAUGGAUACUGCUGGAAAUUUGGGAAUAUCAAUGAUGUAUCUGUUUACCACGUAUCCCAGUUGCUGGCCCUGGCCUUUUAUCAAUCUAUUUUGGUCCGCGGAGCUGGGCUAAUCUGCUAAAACCCCCAGCGAUCUGUUUGGCCAUGCAUUGGGCCCGGGAGUCCGGACACUCCAAAUGCUCGGGGGCAAUGGAUGGUUUGGCCGGUUGGAGUGGUUGGAUUGGCUCGAUGGGUGGGUGAUUGGUUAGGUAGGUGGAUGGUGAAUGGUGGUUGGGCCAAAGUGGAGGGCUUAUCAACGGAUUGCGGUUCUCACGGUGGAUCUGGGCGCGCUAUCAGUUAACUGGCGGUGACGAUGUCGUAAAGCCACCAGCGAAACGUAAACAAACGACGCCCACGGUCCGAGCCGAAACCCAAUUGAAUCUGAAUCCGAUCCGAACCGAGCCGAAGUCCUGGACAAAAGUCGCACAGCUCCAGCUCCCACGGUUGCCAGAUAGCCAACCACUGGCGUCGCGUGCGCUUCGUUUCCAUCGUGGCUCAUGGCAUUUACCAGCAGCUCAUCGCCCGCUUGGGAUUAUCGAAGCUCCCCGGAAGCGUUGGGUGUCGUCCCGUUCCUGUGGCAGCGCCAAAAUGCCACGGAAACGCCAACGGAAAUGAGCCUCCAGGCAACCAGCUUCGGUGCCGGCCAUCUGCUGUGGCUAGCCAUAAAUGCCUUCUUGUUUGCCCUCAUCCUGGGCGGCAACAUCCUGACCAUUGUGGCUGUGCGCACCUGCCGCCACCUGCGAUCGGUCAUCUCCAAUCUGUUCAUCCUGUCGCUGGCCGUCUCCGACUUCUGUGUGGGACUGGCACUGCCAUAUCAUCUGGUCUUUUACAUGGGCUCGGACAUUGGGGCCAUGAGAGGUCCCUGCCUGCUGCGCUUCUUCCUGCUCAUCUGCGCGUGCUGCGUGUCCAUGCUGACACUGAUCUCGAUUGCGGUGGAUCGGUAUAUAGCAGUCGUCUAUGCCCUGCAUUAUAGAAGAUACAUGACCCGUCGAGUGGCCUAUAGCAUCAUCAUAUCCAACUGGUGCUUGGGUGCUUUGGUGGCUCUCCUGCCCGUGUUCUGGAAUCGAUGGCCGGAGGCACAGGCGUGCGAAUUCGACGAAGUUCUCUCGCCCGGUUACAUUGCCGGUGUGAUAACGCCGGGUUUUGUGAUCAUCUGGAUCUGUAUGUUCCUCGUCUACUGGCGCAUCAUGCGCGAGGCAUCCAAGCAGGCGCUGCGAUUGCGGCAGUCGGUGGUCUACAACACGGAUGAGGCCACCACCAUGCAGAGUCUGCUGCUCCAUCCAGACUGGAAGAGCGUCCAGAUAGUGGUCUUCAUCAUGGGCUGCUUCACGCUCUGUUGGCUACCGUACUUCUGUGUGGCCAUUGCCCAGCUAUUCAGCAUCUGCCGGAGCAGCUCGAUGAUCUACAAGACGACGUUCUCUCUGGCCAUUGCCAACUCUGCUCUCAAUCCGAUCAUCUACUCGUGGAAGAACUCCGGCUUCCGGCGAGCCUUUGCCCAAACACUAUGCUGUCGAACGGCGAGGCAGUGCGAGGAUCAGUUGCCGGCGGACAGCAAGCACCGCAUGGAGGCCACAUCCUCAUCCACGGGCUACCAGCAGGAGAUCAAACCGAAGGCCACUCAGUGAUCAACGGAAUGGGAAACCCAACGCUUUAACUUGGUAGAAUUAAAUGGAGAUGAUAGCAAUAAAAGUGGACAUUAUCUUUA